AUGUGCCAGGGAGCCGACCUGCCGGGAGAGGGGAGCGCGCCGGGCGCUGGGGUACCGCAGAAGCCCUCACGGGUCCCCUGGCUCUACCGCAAAGGCACCAGGUCUAAACACACCUUCUUCUCUUCCUACCGUCGUAGGAACAGGAGGGAAGUUCCACACCACCAGACUGUAAAAGACCCAUCUCUCUUUGCCUCUUGUCCUCAUUUUCCUCAGGUGGAGGUGCUGCGAACUGAGCUGGGCGAGCGCUGCGCCUGUCUCCUCUCCUCCUCCAGCAGGACCGAGGACAUCAGCAGCACGAGCAGCGAUUCGGGGCUCCUGCCCCGCUCCCGGGGCACGCUGAAGUUCUCCCUCCUCUACUGCAGAGAGCGAUGCGAGCUGCUUUUGACCGACCUGGAGGCCCGGGGGCUGCCUGGCCGUGGGUGUGCUGAGUCCGCCAUCCGGGUCCGACUGCUGAGGCAGGUCCCAUCCCACAUCCCCGGGCUCCAGUGCGUGGUCCAGGAGUGGCGAAGCCAGGUGGUGAAGAACUGCAGCAGGCCAGCCUUUGGGGACCACUUUGUCUGCUCCCUGCAGGAUGCCGAGGUAGAGAAGAGCACCCUGAAGCUGGAGGUUCAACGGUUCGACAAAUACUCCAGAAACUCUGCACUGGGGGAAGUCAGGGUCACCCUGAGCGAGCUAAAGGCCUCCCAAAGCUUGGUCUUCUGUGAAGAGCUGCAGAAGACUACAAAGGACGUCGUGGGAGAAGUGCUUGUGUCACUAAAGUGCCUCCCCAUCUCUCAGAGGAUAGAGGUCGGGCUGCUCAAGGCAAAAACUACAUCCCCUCGAAGCACUGCAGAUGUAUACGCGAGGAUAGAUGUUUCCUGCAGACACCACAGAAAAAAGCACCAGAAGUCCAGGCCACGGGCCCACACACCGCUCAUCAUCUUCAACGAGACUUUCCUCUUCCACAUGCCUGAGCCUCCAGCGUGGGACUGCACGGUCCUGGUCUCCAUUUAUGAAGUGGACUCAGACCCCAGGCAUCUCGUUGGACAGGCCACCCUGGGGAAGAGAAGGGCGAACGCAGCAGCUGAGCACUGGGACCUCAUGAUAAAGUCCAUCCAGCAGCCCGUAGCUCAAUGGCACCCUCUGCUCAUUUAG
Molecule: messenger RNA, 1134 nt
Organism: Gavia stellata (red-throated loon)
Lineage: Eukaryota; Metazoa; Chordata; Aves; Gaviiformes; Gaviidae
Product: synaptotagmin-2-like
Exons: 4
Coding region: 1-1134 (377 amino acids)
Biological process (GO): regulation of dopamine secretion; cellular response to calcium ion; vesicle fusion
Cellular component (GO): synapse; axon
Molecular function (GO): phosphatidylserine binding; calcium-dependent phospholipid binding; calcium ion binding
Source: RefSeq, a predicted model, not a curated record